Molecule: messenger RNA, 383 nt
Organism: Agrilus planipennis (emerald ash borer)
Lineage: Eukaryota; Metazoa; Arthropoda; Insecta; Coleoptera; Buprestidae
Exons: 2
Source: RefSeq, a predicted model, not a curated record
CUGGAUUACAACGAACAAAAUGUUGACACUGCAAACGUGAAAAACUUCGGUAUGACAUCAACAACAGAAGGAUCCACCACAUUACAACUUCUCAAUUUCACCCUUUCGUCAACGGUGCCCGUUCAAUAUCGGUUUAUUCCUGGAUCGGUCACCGAAACAGACUUUAACGUGUCCACCCCAAAUUCUAUCUCAACCUCUUCUAUUUCGGCAACUAUUGUAAAUGGGACUGAAGUAAGAAAGCGGCAACAGUUUUCAAACGGAACAGGGUAUUAUAUAGAAGAAGAGCCAGAAGGAGGGUUGUCAGAACUUCAAACGUUAUUUCUGGCAUGUAUAGCAACUUUUCUACCACUUAUCAUUUCUCUCUUAGCAGCAUUUGGCAUAAG